Pseudogymnoascus destructans is the source of this 621-nucleotide messenger RNA. RefSeq lists its product as uncharacterized. Gene Ontology annotation, cellular component: proteasome regulatory particle, lid subcomplex; cytoplasm; nucleus. Gene Ontology annotation, biological process: ubiquitin-dependent protein catabolic process. The record is from RefSeq and is a predicted model, not a curated record. The transcript is spliced from 3 exons. Gene Ontology annotation, molecular function: ubiquitin binding; endopeptidase activator activity; proteasome binding. Lineage: Eukaryota; Fungi; Ascomycota; Leotiomycetes; Thelebolales; Thelebolaceae. Bases 1 to 621 code for a protein of 206 amino acids.
AUGUCUAUUCAACCUAUAAUCACUUUCAAGGCGGGCCAGUGUGAAGUUGAUACAUCAAGCAAGCCUUACAAGGUCACACCUUUGGCAACGAAGGGUUACAUAUAUCUCUACUCUGAGGAUGAACUGAUCCACUUCUGCUGGCGGCCACGCCAAGCUCAACUCGACGAGCCAGAGCUUGAUCUGAUGAUGAUCCCAACCGAUGGCCACUUUGUCCCAUACGAAUACAAAACCUCCGAUCAGCCAACUUCCAAAACAAACGGACGCAUCUUUGUCCUCAAGUUCUCGUCCUCCUCCCAGCGCCACCUAUUCUGGCUCCAAUCACAGCCGCAACGCGCCGAUGAUCCCAGCUCAUUUUCGACCCGUGAUCAGAAGAUUGGGCAAAUUGUGGACUCCCUGCUGCAGGGCGAGGAUGUGAAUGUUCGCAGCGAGCUUGAGGAUGUACAAAAUUUCAGGGGCGGAGACGAUGAGGACGAGACUAUGGAGGACGUACAAGGCCAUGGCGACCCAUCAGAACACCACCAAGGAAGUGGCGGAGGCGCUGGCCCAGAUGCUACAGGUGGAGAUGUCCGUGAGGAGGGCGAGCCGUCGAGGGAAGGAGGCGCCGAGGGCGGAAGAGCGUAG